Messenger RNA from Manis pentadactyla (Chinese pangolin), 9317 nucleotides. It is a transcript of the gene BEND3, whose product is annotated as BEN domain containing 3. The record is from RefSeq and is a predicted model, not a curated record. Bases 3472 to 5955 code for a protein of 827 amino acids. Gene Ontology annotation, biological process: rDNA heterochromatin formation. The transcript is spliced from 3 exons. NCBI's taxonomy places the organism in Eukaryota, Metazoa, Chordata, Mammalia, Pholidota, Manidae. Gene Ontology annotation, cellular component: heterochromatin. Gene Ontology annotation, molecular function: DNA binding.
CAGAGACUGAGGCACUUUAAUGAAUUAUAUAUACUCCCUCAUGCCCUGCAACAUUACCAAAAGCAAGCAUUUUCACUUACUAAAUUAACCACUGGAGACUGGUUGUGUUUGAAAGCUACUCUUGGAUAGGUCAUGGAUGUGUUGGAACCUGGGGUAUUUUAACCAGAAGCAGCAGCAAGCUGCAUGUCUCCCUCAGUUAAGUGUUCCUCUGGGCUUGGUCAGGGGUUUCUGAGGGACGUGAGCAGCCACCUUUUGGAGAGAAAGAGCGGAUUUUCUGGAACAUGGAGCUGCAUAGUUAGACUGUUUGACAGUGUGAGAUGAGUGGUGAGAGGAAUAAGGUUUUAAAAGGGAGAGAGGUUAAAGUGAGAAAUUCUGCAAGUCGGGUGGGCCCAGGUUGCAGUCUCAGCCGCCUGGGCACGUGGUGCUGCCGCGGCCACAGCUGUGUACACGGCGUGCCCGGCGCCCACCCGGGAUGCGCCCUUGUGCCCCUCACCUGGGCAGAUGACUGGGAAGUGGAGGUGACUGUGUGGUGCUCACCUCUUCCUCCCCACUGUGGUGUGUUGGGGUGCCAUCACGAUGUCUGCUCGGGGUGUGGGGAGUGACCCACGCAGCCCUCUUCCAGAAGCAGUUCUGCAUUGUGUCUGGUGGAGUCCAAGCACAGAGCAGACGGGCUUUGCAAGUAGCUGCACGGAGUUGAAGGGGAUGUGGGUGCUCGGGCUACUGUUGGGCAGGUAGAUCCAGGGCUGGAAACCGGCCCCUGCGUUCGUCGGAAGAAUGAGGAUUCUGUUCUCUCCUCUCCCAGACAGGAGAGGCUCACAGACUUGGCUUGAACCCUCUUAGCUGCUGUGGGGCCCUCGAACAAGCUGCCUGCCCUCUGUUCCCUCUUCUGCUCCCAGUAGUCAGAUGUUUUAUUUUGUGAAAAUGAUAUGCAGAUAGUUUUCUCCGGCGUCACUGAGAUGUGGCUGGCAGGUAAAAGUUGUGUAUAUUGAAGACAUGUGCUCUAGGUUUAUUGGUCACAUUGGGGUUAAGGUGGCUCAGGGUGAGGUGCAGGUGCCCGGGGCCUGGGCAGCGGGUGGCGGGUGUUCAUGAGGACCCUCGCCUCACUGCCCUCCCCACAGCCAGGUGCGGUGGGGCCCAGGCCUUGCAGAUGGGCAGUCCCCCAGCAACCCGGGGAGCAUGGCUGCUUUGCAGGCUGGGAGGGAAGGGGCCCCCUGUACUGCGCUCUGGGCUCCUUCUGUGCUAAUCUAGCAUCUGUCCCUGGUCUAUAAAUGGCCAUGGAAAUGUUUUCCAAAGCAGAUGCGCUCUGGGCCUCCUGAAUGGCCGGGAAGCAGGCUGCGCCUCCCCCACAGCCCUGUGACCCCCACUGCAGGUGGCUCGCCACUCAGGGGGCUCAGAAUUCAGGUACUAAACUGCCUGCUGGAGUGUCGCAUGGUGGCUGCUCAGAAAACAGCCUUCCUGCUCACGAUUCCGGCCCCAGCUGUGUGCAGCCGCCUCCGCACCACACCGCAGGCAGAGGAGUUGUCUGGACGGGUGUGGUGUGUGUGAGCUGGCCCGCACCCUUGCCCAGCACGUGGCGUUCUGUCUGCUGUGUUUUCUCACUGACCCUACUUUAUUUCCUUCUAGGAUUUGUUCUUCCUUUUAAUGCUUUCUGAGCAAGAGUCUCUGUGCUUUUCCUUUCACCUUGACCUUUUCCCCCCCCAGAUAAAUCAUUGCCAUCUCCUCCUUGUCUCUUUUCUCCCCAGAAUGUUGUAUGUGUUGGGCGCUGUACCCUCUCGGCCCCUUCCUCAUUCCUCCUGGGCUGCUGCUUAGCUCUUCUGCCCCAAUUUGAGGGAGUGGGUCCUGGGACCAUGUGGCAGGGCUUCCAAGGACAGCCGGCAGGCGCCGGGCGUUUGGGGGAGGCCUGCAGUGCCUCUCCUUAAGAGGCCCCCGGCCUGGCCUGGGAGGAUGAGCCCUGAGUCGCUCCCUGGUCCGAACAGGGACCGAAGCUCACCUACUUCCCAGUGCUUCGCCUCUGGUCGAACAGUUCCUGGACUCCUGAAUUUCACUUGCUGUUUGCUUUCCCCCAAAAGCACCUCCUGUGAUAUGUUUUUCAGAUAAGACAUAGCUUGGUAAGUGGGAAUUGCCUUCCGUGCAAUAUUACUUUCAGAGAAAUCUUACGUUUCCCAUUCAUGCCUCUGGAAAUCAGUAAUGACAGGCAUGACAAGAAUUGUGCUUGUCAAAAAGUUGUGACACACUGAGAAUAGUGUGUCACACCCCGUGUAAGUGUUCCGUUGUCAGUGAUCCUGAAGUCGUUGGAGUUGGGAGCUCAGAUCCGGGGACUCUGGCACCCGGGCCCCCCCACCCCCUCAGCCGGCUGGAGCAGGACCACGCGCUGAAUGCGCUCCUGAACUUGGCACGUGGCCUCCCUCCUCCUUGUAGGAAUUUCCUAGGAGGCGCCCCUCAGCCCUGCUGUCCUCCGAUCUGUGACCAGAAUGGGAACUCAGACCUCCGUUCACAGUCGGCUUCAUCGGCUGUGGGAAUACGGCUCCCGUCAUGUCGGCAGGAAAGGUGGUCCUGUGUAUUUUUUCCCUAGUGUUCCUACGUCAUUUAUACCUUGUACUGUCUGUGGGCACACUGCUCUGUAAUUUGGGGAGCCCCAAAGACUGAGUGGUGCUCUCAGUGACAGCGUCCGCUCUGUUCCUGCCGGGGCAGUGGGAGCCGGGCGGCAGCCCCUGCAGCCCCUGCGGGACACCACCAGCCCCUUCCUCGCGGUUCCCCUGUCAGUACAAAGGGUUUGGGCCUGUGUGGAGCUCAAGAGCUUUAAAAACCGUUAGCCCAAUAAAUCCAAAAUAUCAUUUCAGCAGGCAGUCAAUAUAAAAAAUUGAGAUAAUUUAGCAUUCUUUUUGCUUUGCUGUCUUUGAAAUCCGGUGUGUGUCUUACACGUGCAGCGUGUCUCCGUUUGGACUGGCCCCAUCACCGGUCGUCGGUAGCACGUGACUAGCGGCUGCCAUCCUGGACCACGCGGGUCUCCUCGGGCCACCUGGAGUCCUAAGGCCUCAGCUCAGGUCCACGGGGUCCGAGCGUCCGUCCUUAGGCAGCCUUUUCAUUGUGUGGCUGGAAUUUGUAAAGCAGAAACUAACAGGACAUCAUACAAACUGGAACCUUUACAGAAGACCUGGUUUUCUCGAAUAAUGUUCCACUAGCUCUGUAAGUGGCCCUUAGUCGGUGCUUUAAGGCCCAUUCUGCCCACCUAAAGUCUUGGAGAAGCACUUCCAGGCGGACAGAAAGUCUGGCUGCCCCCGAGCAUCAGCGGACGGCAGUGAGAGGACGUGGUUCUCCGGGAGGGCGCAGGGCGGCACGAGCCUGGUCCUCUCCUCCCCGGAGCCGCGCCUGGGAGGGUCGGGGGUGUUCUCGUGGGCAGGGUAGAGGAAGAAACAAGUCAAACAAUAAGUCAAGACUUUGUCUUUGUCUUUUCAUUUAGUGGAAUAGAAGAUGAACGCAACUGAAUUCAGUGAAGAUGUAGAGGAAGUUCUAAAAAAUAACCCUGUGAAAGUGGAGGCCGAGGUCGAAGAUGCUGCCCUUGACUGCUCGGUGAAUUCCAGGUCUUCUGAGAAGCACCCCCUGGACAGCGUCUUCACUGCCCUCCAGGAUGUCAGCAAGCGAAAGCCGGGUGGCGACGGCCAGCCUGACUCCGUCCCCAGCGUGAAGAGGCGGCGGCUGAUUCCCGAGGCGCUCCUCGCAGGCAUGCGGAACCGGGAGAACAGCUCGCCCUGCCAGGGCAACGGGGAGCAGGCGGCCAGGGGCAGGGGCCUGGGCUCCGCGUGGCCGGCGGAGGAGGGGCCCUGCAGCGACGUGAGCAUCCCCUCCUACAAGAAGCCUCUGUACGGCAUCUCGCACAAGAUCCUGGAGAAGAAGAACCCUCCCUCCGGGGACGUGCUGAGCCCCUACGAGCCCCUGGAGAAGGCCAUCCCCAGCCACAGCCCCUCGCCGCUGCGGCUCCUGAACGAGCCCCAGAAGCGGGACUGCGGCAGUGCCCCCGCGGCCGCCGACGGGGACCCCAACAUCUACUUCCUGAUCCAGAAGAUGUUCUACAUGCUCAACACGCUCUCCUCCAACAUGUCGCAGCUGCACAGCAAGGUGGACCUGCUCUCGCUGGAGGUGAGCCGCAUCAAGAAGCAGGUGAGCCCCGCCGAGAUGGUGGCCAGGUUCCAGCCGCCGCCCGAGUACCAGCUCACGGCGGCCGAGCUCAAGCAGAUCGCGGACCAGAGCCUGUCGGGCGGCGACCUGGCCUGCCGCGUGCUGGUGCAGCUCUUCCCCGAGCUCUUCAGCGACGUGGACUUCGCCCGCGGCUGCAGCGCCUGCGGCUUCGCGGCCAAGCGGCGGCUGGAGUCGCUGCAGCUGCAGCUCGUGCGCGACUACGUGGAGGUGUACUACCCCGCCGUGCGGGACCUGGCCGUGUGGCAGGCCGAGUGCGUGCCGCAGCUCAACGACUUCUUCAGCCGCUUCUGGGCGCAGCGCGAGAUGGAGGACGGCCAGCCGGGCGGCCCUGGGGCCGGCUUCUUUGAGGCGGAGCCGGCGGACGCCGCCCACUUCCUGGACGGCAAGGACCCGGAGGAGGCCCUGUCCCUGGACCGCAGCAGCACCGUCGCCUCCGACCCCGCGGUGGACGCGCGCGACCUCACCGAGUUCCUGGACGAGGCCUCCUCGCCCGGCGAGUUCGCCGUCUUCCUGCUCCGCCGCCUCUUCCCCGAGCUCUUCGACCGCCGGAAGCUCGGCGAGCAGUUCAGCUGCUACGGGGACGGCGGCCGGCAGGAGCUGGACCCGCAGCGGCUGCAGAUCAUCCGCAACUACACGGAGAUCUACUUCCCCGAUGUGCAGGAGGAGGAGGCCUGGCUGCAGCAGUGCGCGCAGCGCAUCGACGACGAGCUGGAGGGCCUGGGGCCGGACGCGGGCAGCGAGGGCGAGCCCCCGCGCGACGACUGCUACGACUCGUCCAGCCUGCCCGACGACGUCUCGGUGGUCAAGGUGGAGGACGGCCUGGAGGGCGAGCGGCCUGGCCGGCGGUCCAAGAAGAUCUGGCUGGUGCCCAUCGACUUCGACAAGCUGCAGAUCCCGCAGCCCGACUUUGAGGUGCCAGGCGCCGACUGCCUGCUCAGCAGGGAGCAGCUGCGUGGCAUCUACGAGAGCAGCCUGUCCAUCGGCAACUUCGCGUCGCGCCUGCUGGUGCACCUGUUCCCCGAGCUCUUCACGCACGAGAACCUGCGCAAACAGUACAACUGCAGCGGCUCGCUGGGCAAGAAGCAGCUGGACCCCGCGCGCAUCAAGCUCAUCCGCCACUACGUGCAGCUGCUCUACCCCCGCGCCAAGAACGACCGCGUCUGGACGCUGGAGUUCGUGGGCAAACUGGACGAGCGCUGCCGGCGCCGCGACACCGAGCAGAGGCGCUCCUACCAGCAGCAGCGCCGGGGCCACGGACCGGGCCCCGAGAGCAGGGACCUGGCGAGCUACCCAGUCAAUCCCGAGAGGUUCCGGGAGGAGUUCGAAGGGCCGCCGCUGCCGCCCGAGAGGAGCAGCAAGGACUUCUGCAAGAUCCCGCUGGACGAGCUGGUGGUGCCGCCGCCCGACUUCCCGGCGCCCGCGCAGCACCUGCUGUCGGACAAGGAGGUGCGCGAGAUCGUGCAGCAGAGCCUGUCGGUGGGCAACUUCGCCGCGCGGCUGCUCGUGCGCCUCUUCCCCGAGCUCUUCACGGCCGAGAACCUCCGGCUGCAGUACAACCACUCGGGGGCCUGCAACAAGAAGCAGCUGGACCCCACGCGGCUGCGGCUCAUCCGGCACUACGUGGAGGCCGUGUACCCGGUGGAGAAGAUGGAGGAGGUGUGGCACUACGAGUGCAUCCCCAGCAUCGACGAGCGCUGCCGCCGCCCCAACAGGAAGAAGUGCGACAUCCUCAAGAAGGCCAAGAAGGUGGAGAAGUGACGGCCGGCGGCCCCCGCAGCGGGCGGACGCGCAGCGCAGGGGGGCGGGCGGGGCGGCCUUGCUUGGGCGCGGGCCCUGCGCUCAGCCCGACCGCCCGGGCCCCGCGGAGCAGGCAGGCAGGCAGGCAGGCAGGCCGGCCGCGGGGUGGGGCCCCCGUCCCCUGGGCCGUGUCCCGUCCGUCCCGCGCAAUGCGGAAGGCAUAGUCGGCUGCCUUGUUCCUCCUCCCACGUUUUACAUCUUCCAUUCUUACCAGUCUUUUUUAUCAAAAACCUUUUUAAUUACAAAGGAACCCUUUUAAAAGAAUCACUGGGCCCUUUGGAGGCCAUUUUACUUAGGGAAAAAAAUCUUUUAAAUAAUUGAGAUGAAGUACUGUAAGAUGACGUCAGUUGCUGGGAAUUUUUUUUUUUUUUUUUUUAAGAUGGUUUCAGAAUUAUGAAAUCUUUAGAAGUGCCAGGUUUGUGCAUGAAGGCCAGGAGCUUCGGGAGGCAUAGAGACCAAUUUUGCUAACCUUGUCUUUUGCAUCUGAUACGGGAAGGGUCAGGAGGCUCCUUGGACAGGGCGGGGAGAGUGUGUGGCCCCGUCGCCCCUGUGGAGCCGGGGGGUGGGGGGACCUGCGCUGGCCCGGCAGAACGUUGGGCUUGCUCUGCAGACGAGAACACUGGAUGACGAUGACACGAAUGUAGGUAGACGUAGAAGCACGGGCACAGUGUCUGCGUUUGAGCUGUGCCCUCCCACUGCCCCCUCCCCGCGAGGACGCUGCCGGGGCGCAGACACAGUUCCUUGGACAGCAUUGUGUAGGGGAGGGGACUACUGGGCUUCUUGUUUGGUUUAAGGAUGGGCCCCUUAGGGCUCACCAAGAACUGUUCACUUUCUCGUGUGUGUGUGUCUAUAUAAAACUGGGUUCUUGGAGCUGCAUGGUGGCUUCACCACACCCUAGUGUGAGCUCCCCCGAUUUGUAGCACACCCUUGUUCCUCAGUGUGGGCCCAGGCCGAAGGUCCUCCUGGGGUACCUGGCCCUGGAAGGACACAGAUAAUCUCAGGUGGGGCUGCCGUGUCCCCUCCGAGGGUCCACUCAGAGCUGCCCCUAAGGUCCUCCGGAAGGACCUCUGGCCAGUCCCUUGGCCUCGGGUGAGACAGCUCUGCUUCCCACACUGGUUGGGAAGGUCAGAUGUCUUCAGGCCAGGGGCAUUGCUCCCCAGGACUUCCAGCCAAGAAAUUCUCCAGGUACAAUGCUGAAAAGUAAUACUCUCACCUACCUGAUUUUGGGGUCUACAUGCCUAGGGGGAAAAGGAAACAGCUAACCCACACCGACUGCAUCACAACAGAAACCCGGGAAACGAAUGGAAUCCUACAGGGUAGUUACAGACUGAAUAACCUAACAGCUUAAUAUUUUGUCAUCUUAAAAUGCAGAAAGAAUAGAAACAAUCUGUGAAUUUUCUUCAUACAGCUUAUGAGGACCUCUGUUCCCCUGGCUGUAUGACAUAAUGUUGCCUGCACCAAGCAGGCAUGUUUUUCUGAUGUGACAGAAUUUUGAGCAGCGUAAAGUUGCUGAUCGAACUUUAGUAUUUGCUUUUAAGUGUCAUUUACAGAUUAUUUCUCUUGAAACUGCAGACCUAAAUUAUUGAAAUGUAGAAAUGCACGGGGACAUUCACGCCCACACCCACCCACCCAUGUACACACACUUCUUACUAAAACACCUAAGUGAGAUGAAGGGGACCUUCAUGCACAAUAAGCUCAUCCUCUUUGCACCUGGAAAAAAUAAGGGACUGAAGUAGCCAGGGCUGCCCCCCCACACCCACACCCUGGGCCUUUCUCUAUGCCUUAGUCUCUCCAAUAUGUGCGUGCGCACAUGCCCUUCCCAAAGAUGGCGGAGGCGCUUUCGCCCACCGGCCCUGCUGGUUGGAGGGUGCCGUGGAGUUUGUUCUGGUCUCUAGGAUGUAUCCAAGAGGAUUCCAAGCCAUGUGACAAUUGCCCUGCUUUCUAGAGGGUGGAAUGUGACCCUGCAAGUUCAGAAGCACAAUCAUUUGUUAAUAAUAAUUUUAAAAAUCCUGUCUACCCAUGUUAGAGAAAAUCAGCAGGUUCAAAGAAUAAAAUGUGUCUCCUUAUAGCCUCGAGCAUGUUCAGCUUUUAGAAACCAUAUUUUGGUGGUUUCCUUAGUACCUUUCCCAUGUAGGGCUUCUCCCCCCCAAAUCUUAGAGUCCCUUCCAGUGAAGAGAGGGGGACGCACUCUGGGAGUCGUUUCCUGUCCCUCUGCCUGUCUCAUCAGGAAACGCCUGCAGGUCCGGGGCUGUCUGUGUGGCGUCCUCAGUUCUCCAGCCAUACAGGUGGGCUCCAGGGGCAGUUUUUUACAUGAAGCAAUAGAAAUACAAAAUACUUAUUUUUUUUUCAAAAUGUAACGUUUUCCAUUAAAUGUGUGGGCAAACCCCUUCCUCCUUUCCAUGGAAAUACUUUGAUUUUUCCUUGUUUGUUUUUGGAGGGUUUUGUUUUUGUUUUUGUUUUGGGCCUGGUAUCCAGAGGACUAAAGAAUUAGCACAGACACAUUUUGAUGUUCAGUGAAAUAGCAAGUCACGUGGGUGGUAGUGGCCCCGUUUUCCCUGUUAGCAGGGUUUGAAAGAAUGAGUGAGGUGGUCGUGAGUGUGCUGGGUGUUCUGAGCCUGCUUCAGGUCACUUUGACUGUCUCCAUGGCAGCCAAUGUUUGACAGGGAAUAAAGUCUAAAGUCUUGUCUAGUGUCCAGGGCGCUAGCAUGCCCUCCCCGUUCAGUGUUGGCCCCAAACCUUUCUUUUUAAGUUUUGGGGGGAGGGGGUACCCCAUCAGCAGCGAUCAUCAACAGCCAAUGGGAUCUACGUAGCGGUGAAGGAGGGACUGCUGCUUGGGUUCCUGUCCAGAUGGCCUCCGUUUCCACCUUUGCCCCCAAAUGUUUGCUUCCUGCUUGAUUGUGGGGGGGUCCUGGGACCCCUGAUUGGAGGUCACAGCUCUCACCCUGCCUGGCUGUGUGGCUAGACCUUAAGAGGUGGGGGUGGGGGCCAAGGGGCUCUUCACGGCCAUUUGGAAAUAUUUGCCUUGUGUAGAUCCAGCCUUAAUGUUUUUCUGACAUCCUGGUGAUAGCAGACCCUGCACAAAGUGGGUAUCAGAUUUAAUACUGUGAGGAGACAAAAUAAUGAGAAUAGUUUUACCAAAGAUCAUGAAAUGCCACGUAAUGUCUGUAUUUUACCAUUGAUUUGAGUGCAUCCUUAGAAAACUGAAUGUAACAAAAACCCAGGACACUUUUGGAAACUGUGUGCUCUCUAGCGACUUUGUGUGAAUUUUUAUACAAGCACUGUUUAAUGAGUUACAUAAAAUGUUAUAAAAAUAGAAAAAUGUA